This is a messenger RNA of Phaeodactylum tricornutum CCAP 1055/1, 1601 nucleotides long. RefSeq lists its product with no specific name. Lineage: Eukaryota; Bacillariophyta; Bacillariophyceae; Surirellales; Neidiaceae. The transcript has 7 exons. The coding region runs from base 117 to 1601 and encodes 494 amino acids. The record is from RefSeq and is a predicted model, not a curated record.
GUGAAGAGCCUAUUAGUUUUGGUAAUGUUCGCGCAGCUCUUCUGGUUCCAACUAUUUUGAACGCUGAAACCGUCGAUUCCAUUCCAACGGUAGCACCUUUCACACGCUCACUGUCUAUGGAAGGCACAGAUACUUCCUUUAGAGAUGAUACAUCGGCACAGACGGGGAAUGGGUCCGCGUUCCCGUUGCCUCUCCCACCUCCUAGACAAACUGCUGAACCCAGUACCAGAAAUUCUUCUGUUGGGGAAGAAGACAGCUCACGUCCUGAUUGGCUUCGAGAUUCUCCUGAGCAGCUUCCUUUGGGGAGCGAAACGGUACAAAGAGAAGCUUCGAACGCCAGUGGCAGAAGUGCCGGCAGUACAGGGAAUCAGAUAGUCCAGAGGACGUCCUCACAACUACAAGUGCUUUCCAGCAGCAUAGCUCGCGGUACUAACAAGGCCUUUGAGGCCUUGUUCGGUGAUGCAAAACCUCCGUUUGUCAGUCGAAGGCGUCUUGCUGAUGGGGAAGCUGCGAGGUACAUCGUUUCCCGGACACUUCUUCCCGCUUCCGUUAUCUUCAGCCAGCCCACAAAAAUGACGAAUCAAAAGGCUCUGGAUAGUAACGAUGUCAUGGAGGCGUCUAAAUCUUUGCGGGCUUUUAGUUUGCCGUCCGAACGCCAGGCAAAAUGUUUGGCCCAAGCUUGGACGCCUCCGCGGAUGGAGCCGUUCGCCAACCACCCACUCUUUCGUCUUGCUCUUUUGGAUGGUGACCAGGACAAGGCAGUUGCUCUUUACGCUACUGGGAACAUCAACAUCGUGUGCCCUUUUGGAAACGUCAAAGGAGAGUUGUUCUACCCUGUUCACGCAUGCGUUCUCGGUGAGUCACUUUCGAUCUUGCGAUGGUUAGUCGACGAGAAUUGCUGCCCCAUAAAAUCCGUUCGAGUCAAUGGAAGGACGAAGGAUGGAAUCUGUAACUAUACGGCAAUUGUGACAUCAAAGGGCCGGUCGUUGCUGGGAAUCGCAAUGGAAAACAACUUGAUACCAAUCGUUCGAUAUCUGGUUGUAGAGAAGGGCCUCUCUUUGGCAGAGGAGAAGUCCCUAACCCGCGAAACGCUUGUCCAAAACCUUCAGCUUGCUCUAAGGGCCAUACCAAACGCCACAACAUCAACCGAGGCCAUCGAAAUGGAUGUGUCGGAAGCAUUGUAUCACGACGCCACAGUCAAUGACAGCGCCGAGGCGGAUUUGGGGGACACGACGAGCCCGCUUUCUUCAGAGUAUCAAAACGUUGUACCAGUGCCUAUUCCUGACCGCGAACAGGGUAGCGAGAGAGAUUUGCCAGGUGGGCGUACUCUAAGUGAAGAAGCUCGCAAUUUCGGAGCAAUUAGCCGACCCGGUAGAGGUUCUUUUUCGUACGAUGGUCGGCAGGAUGAAAAUGAAUUUGCGUGGCUACCCCUUGCGGUCAUCAAGUCUGUUGUCUGGACUGCAGCGAGCACUUGUCCCGUUGUCCAGUUUGCGCCAUGCCGACCUCCUUCAUGCGAGUAUUUAAAGUAUGAAAAGAAGAAAUUAAGACCGAAGAUUUUUAUGGUAGUGUAUGAGCUUGUCUUUUGGUCUAGUAGUAAGUAG